Molecule: messenger RNA, 504 nt
Organism: Emericellopsis atlantica
Lineage: Eukaryota; Fungi; Ascomycota; Sordariomycetes; Hypocreales; Bionectriaceae
Exons: 3
Coding region: 1-504 (167 amino acids)
Source: RefSeq, a predicted model, not a curated record
AUGGCUCCUCCGAAAAAAAACAAGGGUGCUCAAGGUGACAAGCCCACCAACCCUGGCAAGACCUCCGAAGGCUGCUCUUGGAUAUCUCGAGGAGCCCCUGAAGGCAUGGAAGUAGAUGACGACGGCACCUCUGCGCCACCGGAAGAAGAGAAGAAAGACGCGGCGCCGAAUGAGGCACCUAAGGAGCGUGGAUUCGGUCAACCUGACGAGGCAUCAGAAAACCCCGGAUCCAAUGCGAAUGCUGCCGAGCCGCAGUUCAAGGCCGAAGAAGACGAUGGUCUUUUCCUAACGGAACACACUGGAAAGAAGGCGCAUACUGGCGAUAAUAGUUCUGACGAACUAGAAGAGCUGGGCGACAUAGGAAGAAUCACCUCCGUGAUAAGUCUAGUCGACAGUAAGCUGGAUAUAUCUAUAAAGGGGCCCUUCGGCAAGUGGUAUGCUAUUUAUCGAGAUGGUCCGCGCUAUGCACUAUAUUACCACAUGGGCCGCAUGGCUGAUGAUUAG